Messenger RNA from Porites lobata, 2423 nucleotides. NCBI's taxonomy places the organism in Eukaryota, Metazoa, Cnidaria, Anthozoa, Scleractinia, Poritidae. The record is from the annotation of a GenBank genome assembly.
AUGAAAGUAUUCGUUCUUGCCUUGUUGGUCCUUAAUUUAAUGUGCUUCGCCCUUGGGGAUAAGGAUCAAAACUCCGAUUUUGUUGAUCUAGAUGCCGCAGACGGCGAUGCGUUACCGCAAGUUGAGGACUACGUGGAAGACGAGGAAGACCCAAACGUAAGUCGAAGUCAAUUAUUGAGCUUGUUUUUAAUUAGUCAAAAUGUAAAAGUCAAAUUGUUCCAAUUUUUCCUAGAGCUGAUUAUAAACUGAACAGUUUGGAGGAAAAUACUGCUCCCGGUGUUUCGUAUGAAUGAUUUAGAACCACGCAAAAAUGCAAAGCUGAAGUUAAAAUCAUGGAUAUUGUUAUCUGAAGUUUUAAGAGCCUUUUUAAAAGAUUUAUAACUCAGAUUUGUAAAAUCAUGAAAUUGAGUUAGUUGUCUCUGUAACAUAUCCUUUAUUUAACAAAUUUUUCUAAUAGAGUAUAGACAGUCAAAGAGUUGAGUUAAAUGUGGUAAUAGGCCCCUGGCGAGGUUUAUGCAAGAGCCAUUAUGGCUCUUGGUUUAUGAUGAUUUCCAAACCUAAAAAACGUUCUAUUUUCUCCUAAUUAUUAGCUUUGAUAACACUUUGAGAAUGUUAAAAUAGAGAUUGGAAAACUGCUACUGCUAUUCGCUUUAAUUUAUCUUUCAGUCACACAUGUUUUCCUAUAACACUGACCUAAAGUUAUGCCCAGAAUUCAUUUUUAUUUCCUUCCAAUACAGUUCACGGAUGAUCUUGAGGAUGAUGAUGACGAUUCUCAGCAGGUUUGUAAUGUUUCAAACUCUUUCGCCUAUUUCUUCAGUUUUUAAAGGGCCGAAAAGAAAUUAAUCAGUCAGGCAACAUAGGUUUCCUGUGCUUAAUAAAAAGCAAAAACAUCAGUGAAUAAUCCAUUUACUGUGUUAAUUAGAUCUUAAGAACUAAACGGCAAAAAUUCAAGUUGUACAAUGGUAAAAAGCUCAAUUCAUAUCAAUUGGACAAUGUUUUUAUCCAACUCUUAUUAUUUCAAUUCUCUAUUCAAAAAACUGGCUUGAAUUAAAACCCUAAAGCACGAGUUCAUCUCAGUGACUUUAUGUUUAAUCUGAUCAAACACUUCUUUCAUUUUUCAACAGGACGAAGAAAGCGACGAACCAGAGGACCCCGAAGGUUUUAAGGUAGAAAUUAUUCUGUUUGUAGUUACUUUUUUAAGUUUCUUGCUGCUUGCGACGUACAGCUUCUCAAUGCCAUUUUUAUCCCAGGAUGAUGUCCGGGACGAUGACCAGGAUGAUGAUGUAGACUACCUCGAAGAUCCAGUCAAAGAUAAACUAAAGGAAAAAAUGCGCAAAAUGCGACCACUUAAACCAGACGUAAGUACAGACUUUAAAAUACUCAGUUGGUAGUUGAGAUACGUAUUUCUUUUCUUUUCUCUUUUUUUAAAUUUGGCAUAAUGUCUUGGUCGGAGUAGGAGCGUUACAAAGAAUAUCGCUCGGCUGAUGAUUUAGUUACUGAUCUACAUUAUUGCGGCAGUUUUGGGGCAAUGACUAGUCAUGAGUUUUCUGUCUAUCGAAAAAAAGGCUGAUUUAAAAAAGCCCAUUUCAACGUUGUGCACGAACACUCCAAGAAAAAGACGAAAAUUUCUUUCGAAUGUCAAGCAGGGAAAACGUAACGUUUCAAUAACUUCCUCAAAUCUGCGGAAAAUGCUCCUUAUUCGAAACAUGUGGCAACUUGUUGCUACGUCAUUAUUGCUGUGUUCACGUGAUUACCGUGCUUGAUGAUCGACUUUGAUAAUCUCUACUAUAAAAAUGCGAAUUCUAAGAAUUUCCUUGCUGUGGCACUGAGCUCCAACGAUAAUUUUUUCUUGAUUAUAAUUUUUCGGUGGACUGUAUUUUGACAGGUGGAUCCUGAAAUGGAAGUUAAUCCAAAGCCAACCGAAACAACAGGAAGUGGCAUGGAGUCAGACGAGGUGGGAAAUAGCGCGAAUUUUCGCAGUUAUCGCAUAUUAUACUUGCGCGCCCAAAUUAGUUUUCUCGACGAGAGGAUUCUCAGGUAUAGCAAGCUUUGCUAGCAUUUCAGGCCGAUUAAAUCUCUCCAAACGUUCCCAAACUUUUUCGACGAAAUUCAGGGUCUUUCUCUCCUCUUACCCACGCUUUGCUCAUAGGCAUGUUUUUGCACUACGCACUUUUUUCGCGUUCUACGUAUCCUUUGCAGCUUGGCGAAUUGUGGGCGAUCCUAUUUUCCACGUCUUAAGUGACACUAUUUCUUAACCUAGGAUCCAGGCGCUUGAAUUUUGUUAAAAAGUGUAUGGUCUCCUAAAUAAUCAGUGACAUUUAUAGUACCACAACUUACUGAGUUCAUUCUUAUUCUUAUAUAUAUAUUUUUUUCAGGAUGCUGAUCUCAAACAGGCUUUGGAUAGCAAACUGGGCUUGAAGUAA